Messenger RNA from Pecten maximus, 5619 nucleotides. RefSeq names its product integrin beta-3-like. Gene Ontology annotation, molecular function: integrin binding. The record is from RefSeq and is a predicted model, not a curated record. Bases 486 to 1496 code for a protein of 336 amino acids. The transcript has 11 exons. NCBI's taxonomy places the organism in Eukaryota, Metazoa, Mollusca, Bivalvia, Pectinida, Pectinidae. Gene Ontology annotation, biological process: cell migration; cell-matrix adhesion; integrin-mediated signaling pathway. Gene Ontology annotation, cellular component: integrin complex; cell surface; focal adhesion.
UUUAACAUACAUCGGGAAAGCGUGUUAAUACCUGGUAUUCUCAAAACAACCUAUAGUGAAUGUGUAUAGUGGGUGUCUACCUCGGAUUAAAGAGUCUACACUGGAAUAACGUCAGUACCUCGGAUUAAAGAGUCUACACUGGAAUAACGUCAGUACCUCGGAUUAAAGAGUCUACACUGGAAUAGUGCGUUUACCUGGGAUUAAAGUGUGACAAUAAGGUGUCUAUAUACAUGGAUUAAGACAUUUACACGGGGAUAACGGGUUUUAUGGAGCUGUGCUUAUGUUAGGUGUCUACACGAUUUACAUAUUCCACCAAAGUGUCUAAUCGGAACUAAAUGAUCAAAAACAUUUAGGUGGCUGAUGUAACUAUCGUCGGAGUUACACGUGCCUAUACGUAUAGGUAUCUACAGAGGUGUGUAAAUUGUCUACUCGGGAUUACCUAUCAUUAACAGGUCACUAGUGGCAGGGACUGACCGCGCGUGACGAUGAAGCUGGACAGUUUGACGUUAGAGAUAGUGAUCGUCACAUGUUACACUUUUCUAUCAGGUUACAGAAGUCAAAGUACUGCCAGGAGGUCACCACAAUGUUCUAACCAGGGCGAAUUGGUAAAAGGUCUGUGUGCCUGCUUUCCAGGAUACAGCGGUUACGACUGCAGUAAACUCGACCCAUCACUUGAGUUAUCCUGUAUCAAUCCCCAUACGUCGGUAGAGAUGGUAUGUUCCGGACGCGGUCAGUGUGUGGGUGGGCGGUGUGAAUGCGCCCGACGACGAUCUAGACGCCCGGACAAAUUCAGCGGGGAGUACUGCGAGUGUGACGACUACACCUGUCCCUUCUACAUGGGUCAGAUGUGUGGAGGCAAUGCUCGAGGGAGAUGCAGGUGUGGGGAGUGUCAGUGUGGUCCUGACUACACGGGCAAGGCCUGUGGCUGUAGCAGCAUCACGGAGGGAUGUAUAGCCUCUGAUGGAAGCCUGUGUAACAACCAGGGAUCAUGUGUGUGUGGUUAUUGCCAGUGUGACAAAGACAGUGUUUACAGGGGCGUGACCUGUGAGGAGAACCCGUCUAAUGCCUGUCAGGACCUGAAGCAGUGUAUCCAAUGCCGUGUGUUCGGGAGCGGUCCACUGUCCAAGGCCGACUGCGCUAACGAUCGUGUGUGCUCCAACCUUCGGAUACACUCAGUGGAAAAAUUCAUAGAAUCUCGAUCAGAGUAUAUAUGUGAAUUCAAAGACGAGGAUGACUGUUUAUUUCGCUUUGGCUAUUCCUAUGAACAAACUGGAACCAAGUUAGUUCAGGCGUGGACCAUCAAACAGUGUGGGCGGCCUGAGUAUACCGAAGUAGAGGAGGAAUCGAGUCCGAAAGUUAACCCUGUACAGAGCGAUGCACCCACUGGUUUUCAGGAAGAAGGAGACACGGCCGAUACUAAUGGCGGCAUUGUACAUUCGUUCAGCCUCUUUACGACUGUCGGAACCGUUCUUCUUGUACUACUCCAACUCUCGUGAUAUUGAUUAGAUAUGUAAUUGUUCUGCUUGAAUGAGCAGACUUCGGACAUGCUCCUUUCAAAUCAAUGGUGAGGCGGCUGUCGAGGGAAACAUCUACGGGUGAUUUUAGGACCAGGGACCGAGUUGAAUGUAGUCUGAUUUAUACAUAACAUAACUUGGUACUUAUUAAGUGCGAUUUGAAGACACACAAAAAUUCUAAAAGAAGACAAAUUAGGCGAGUUUACUUUAUCACAGUCCUGAGUUAUAUCUAGGAUCUGUGUCCCAGAAGUCGCGAUGUCUGUUUUAUAUUCGGAUGUGUAAUUUAAUUAUAACGGUUUUCGCCACCAUACAUUCAAUAACUUGAAGGCGGCCACCACGUGUUUUAUUAUUCAGCGAUGACGCAAAGUGUGAUUACCAUGGUUAUCUAUUUGUUGUGUGACACACUACACAUAUUGCUGGAACGUGUGUGACGCAUUACACAUGACGCCCAACAAAAUAUUGUGACGUACAACACUGUUUUUCAUAAUCAUGAAUGUACCUAGUUGGCCAACAGACCAUUGGCUUGUGACGUACGGUUUUAGUUGGCGUAAACCAUAUUCUUUUUAUCGACGUAACAUCAUUGAAUUGUUAUGUUAAGAAUUAGAUGUCUUUGAUCCAUGACGUCUUCCACAUCUCAUGGGAGCGUUUAUAAGCCUUGUGUAUUUGAAAAACUCUCUUGAAUGUGACUUUUGCUCACAUAGAUUCCGAGUGUCAUCGAUUUACCCAUCGUCGGAAACCCUCGAGACUUUCCACACGGUAUCAUUGAUCAUGCAUUAUAUUGUUAUUAUAUUGUGGUUUGGUACUAUGUUUCAUACAUCUCAUCUGUGGUAAAAUUCUAAAGGUAGUAUGUGUGUCGAUAGACGCGCUACACAUUACAUUAUAAUAUAGAUAUCUUCAGGACUAGUUUUCUAGUAAUUUUGAGGCCAGUUGUGUACAAUGACGCCGACGUAUGUUAUUAUCAAUGUUUGGUGGGUUUUACAUCACAUAUGAGUGUUGUGGUACCAAACUGUGACAGCAUACUGUUAUUACAUAUUCCUUUAAGCACAUGUCUUAAUAUUUUCGACCUUUAUAAAAAACAAAAACAAAAAACAAAAAAACAACAACAUGAAAAUCAAAUUUGACAAUGCUCCUGACAGGAAACUUUAACAUCCAGAGCACUAAAAAGGUUUUAAUAUAUAUGUAUUCUUUCUUCAGACGAUAACAGCUAUUAAGAUAGUUUAAAUGUAACCCUCAUGACCUUGACAGUUUUCCUUUCAAGGUCGUGUUGACACAACGCCUUAGCGCAAUCUGACGUAAUGUCUUGUAGCGCUUCUAUAAAUUAUAUUCCCCCUACAUUCCUCUGUCUUUCGACAUUUAAUAAAUCAAUGCAGUGUACGUGACUUCUGUCAGUGACCAUUAAAGUCAAACUUACUCCCGGCUAUAGAUUUUGUGAAAUAUCUAUUGUGUUACAGUAGUAGAUGUGACUUCCGUCUACAGUGUUACUGGAGUAGACGUGACUUCCGUCUACAGUGUUACUGGAGUAGACGUGACUUCCGUCUACAGUGUUACUGGAGUAGACGUGACUUCCGUCUACAGUGUUACAGUAGUAGAUGUGACUUCCGUCUACAGUGUUACUGGAGUAGAUGUGACUUCCGUCUACAGUGUUACUGGAGUAGAUGUUACUUCCGUCUACAGUAUCACUGAGGUAGACGUGACUUCCGUCUACAGCGUUACAGUAGUAGAUGUGACUUCCGUCUACAGUGUUACAGUAUAGUAGACGUGACUUCCGUCUACAGUGUUACUGGAGUAGAUGUGACUUCCGUCUACAGUGUUACAGUAAUAGAUGUGACUUCCGUCUACAGUGUUACUGGAGUAGAUGUGACUUCCGUCUACAGUGUUACAGUAGUAGAUGUGACUUCCGUCUACAGUGUUACAUUAGUAGACGUGACUUCCGUCUACAGCGUUACAGUAGUAGAUGUGACUUCCGUCUACAGUGUUACAGUAUAGUAGACGUGACUUCCGUCUACAGCGUUACAGUAGUAGAUGUGACUUCCGUCUACAGUAUCACUGAAGUAGAUGUUACUUCCGUCUACAGUAUCACUGAGGUAGAUGUGACUUCCGUCUACAGUAUCACUGAAGUAGAUGUGACUUCCGUCUACAGUGUCACUGAAUUAAAUGCGUGUUCUUUACAUAGUGCCUUUUUUAAUUAUAUAUUCAUAUUUAUACCAAUAAAAUCUAUUAUUAACAUUAUUUUCACAUCAGCUACGAAAUGAAGAACAUUUUGGGAUCUACUUCGUGGUAUGUGCUGGCAGUGCGCUACCUGUACCAAGUAUGUGUUUAAUACGUGUAUAGGAGAGGUACACCCAGACGAUCUGUCUAAUGGACUAAUUCAAAACUUACGUAAACACUCCGUAUCGCAAAGCAGUUGAGAAAGGCAUGGUGUUCUGUUGAAAUCGACUUAGUACGUAACAUCAGGGUAAAAUCUGAAUUCGAAAAACCUAUCCCAAAUGUAUUCCAAAUGUCCGUCUCUGUUAUUCUAUGCCCCAUUAAAAGUGUGCUACAUUGACAGAAUCAGCUAAUUUCUUAUGGUUCUCCGUCUAUUUCAAGGUCGAAAAGUAAAAUCUCCAUAUAGGAUAGAUUCCCCAUGUAUAUGAUGCUCCCCUAUGAUAUUCCCCGUACAAUGUUUACCGUAGGAUAUUUCCCAUAACAUAUCGAUUUCCCUUUUAGGGCUCACACAACUAAAUAAUUUACGUUACGUUAUUACUAAAUAUUUCAGCUUAUAACUUAAAAUAAGAGAUGCAUACCUUGCAAAGGCUACACAUUUUUUGACGGGUUUAAUGGAAUAUUUCAAGUGUCACUGCCUCCUGAAGUUGACAACCGGAAGUUUAAAUAAAAAAAUCGGUGACCCAAAACAACUGACCCCCGAGUUUUUGCCCCUUCUAAAUUUCCACACAGGCAUGCAAUUAUUUCAAAGGCAUAACUUUUUCAGAAUCUAAGUACCUGUACAUUCCAUUCUCAUUAAAAUUCCUCUUUGGCUCAGUAACUAAGAAGAACUCAUUUUAGAUGGGAAUUACAAUCAGACGAAACACUUGGUGAUGGCUGAUUUAGUUGUGCGAGUCCUAUAAACACUCCCGAACACGUCACUAAUUAGUUGGAUACCAAUCUCACGGUUUCCUCUAUGUGGUUUAAAAUGUUGUAAAUCUAUUGUUUAUAUUUAAUUAUUGUAUUGUUUAAAUGUUUAAUUCUCGUGUUUUCAGAGUUGUGAUAGUAGUUAUACCGUCAGGAUAUUGAUGACGUCACAAAACGUUGUAUUAUUAAUAAUCGUUUACUCGUCAGGUAACUGUAUAUUGUGCUGUUUUGCUAUUGUAUAAAGUCUUUUAAUACAUUUUUAUUAAGUUUUGUAUAAUGAUGUAUAUUUAAAUGGGAAACCAUUGUAACCUCGCCAUAAUAAGUAAUCACAUCACCUUGUACAUAUCCAACACACAUGUAUUUUAAUCGCCAGUAUAAACAUUAGCCAUUUCGUAUUUGUGCAGUUGUUGAGCACAUCUGUUUUCAAUUAUUUACUUAAAUCUUCUAUCCUUUUUGCAAUGCACUACAAAUUAAAUGUUGUGCGUGUGUGUUUGUGCUGCCUGGAGAACGUGCUUCACCUUCCAGCCUGGAUAACUUAACUACAGGUACCAGUAUUGUUUCAUUCACAAUCCGUGGAUUUUAUAAAUCAUGAAACACUUUUCCCCUCUGUUAAUAUUCAAUCGACUCUAGAAUGGGAAUCAUAUUUAAAAGCGCCACUGAUGGCAUCUCUGUAUGGGAGAAGUAUUAUUGUUUUGAUGUUGAUGAGGUUAGUUAAUUGGUUAGAGAGUACGUUUCCUGUUCCGUUGCCAGUCAACUAGCCUGUCUGACGGUAACGCCCCCUAAUCCCCAGAGAUGAGGGGAUCACUUGUAAGUAUGUGUAAGUGUCUAAAGUAUUAAAUGGUUUACAUUUGUAUAUAAUUGUAAAUAGUAUGUGUAUGUAAUUAAAGAGCCUCGUUCUGCUUCCCUGUGUAAAGCACCUUCGGCUCUGUCUGCUCCUAGCUGGCCCUGUAGUGGUUAUACGAUAUGGAAAUUGUAUGCAAUAAAUGUGCGAAAACUG